AUGCCGGAUAAGAAGGAUUCACACGAGCACCACCACGACCUCAUUCCUCACUUGUCCCCGAACAUCAUCCAUGACCCUUCGGCAGGAACGUCCGGUAUUAUAGCAGGGGAACUCGCAGCGAAUGAGCGGUCGCUAAUCUCACAAGCGAACCUCAAAUCGCAUAGCUACGGCUCAAUUGCACCCUCGGACGAAUCGACACUCGCUGCGGCAGAGGAGAAUUACGCCAUCGAUGAUCCUCAUGGCGGAUACGCGUUGCCCCGGGCACAAUUAUACACGGUGGUGUCGUGCUUGUUCAUGGCCUCCUACCUUGCGGCAUUGGACGCCACGGUCGUGACAACGCUACUCUCGCUAAUUGCAUCGGAACUACACGCAGUGCAAAACAUUUCUUGGAUCGCGACAGCGUACUUGUUGUCGUCGGCGGCGUUCCAGCCCAUUUUCGGCAAGAUUUCGGAUAUAUUUGGCCGCCGCGCGUUGUUGCUUGGAUGCAGUUUACUCUUUGGUAUUGGGUGUAUGAUCUGCGUCACCGACUCGUUGUGGUGGCUAGUCUUUGGCCGGUUUGUCACUGGAAUCGGUGGCUCGGGGUUGACUUCGAUUGGCACCAUGACCAUGUCGGAUUUGAUCCCCUUGAGAGAUCGCGGAUUGUACCAAGGGCUAGCAAACAUUUUUUUCGGAUUGGGCUCGGCAUCGGGUGGUAUUGUUGGUGGCUUGGUUGCGGAUACUUUGGGUUGGAAAUGGGUAUUUGCUUUGCAAGUGCCAUUGGCAUUGAUUGUUGGUCUUGCGAUUUUCUUUAAUUUGAAAUUACCUGCUGGCUCGCCUGGGUUGGGUAUGCAUGGAGAAGACAUUAGGCAAAAGUUGAAACGGGUGGAUUUCUUGGGCAGUUUCUGCUUGAUCAGCUCGUUGAUGUUGUUCUUGACUGCUGCCUCGAUGGGAGGUAGAGAAAUCGCAUACAGCUCAAACUCGUUCUUGGGGUUGAUCUUGAGCAGUUUUGUACUUAUCCUGGCAUUUGUCUAUGUUGAAGCUUACGUUAGUGCUGAGCCGAUCAUUCCUAUUGAGUUAUUGGGCAAUAGAACCGUGCUCGCUUCGUCGUUGACCAAUUGGUUCUACACCAUGGCGGUGUUUACCACAUUGUUCUACAUCCCCAUCUACUUCACCUCGGUGAUGAGCCUCACUGCAAGUCAAAACGGGUUGAGAUUGGUUCCCAACUUCCUUGGAGUCUCGUGUGGAUCUGUUGGUGCAGGCUACUACAUGAAGCGGACUGGGAAAUACUACAAACUAGCUGUGUUUUCCGGGAUAUUGUCGAUCUUGGGUGUUGUCAAAAUCACGUUGUUGACUCCGCAAACACCAGUGUGGCAGCAAUUCAUCUUAUUGAUCCCUUCCGGGUUGGGCUACGCUGCAAUCUUGACCGUGACGUUGCUCGCGUUGAUUGCUGCUGCUCCCAUGAAAUUCCAGGCGUGCACUACAUCGAUCCAGUACACAUUCAGAUCCACCGGUUCCACUUUGGGUGUCUCGAUUGCCUCGGCCAUUUUCCUGAACAUUGUGCUCCAGCAAUUGACGAGAAACGUUAAUGCGGUAGUGAGUGACCCCAAGAAAGCGGCGAAAAUCAUUGCCAAGGCUUUGGACAGUACAAGCUACGUCAAUGACGCUCCCGAGUACGUCAAAGGAGCCAUUCGAAGCUCGUACGAUGCUGGUUGCAAAGGGGCAUUCUAUUUUGCCUUGCUCACUAUAAUCCUCGGCUUUGUUUCCUCCUUGUUUAUGCGUGAGCACAAGCUCCACACCAGCAUCAACAGGGACUGA
Lodderomyces beijingensis is the source of this 1794-nucleotide messenger RNA. NCBI's taxonomy places the organism in Eukaryota, Fungi, Ascomycota, Pichiomycetes, Serinales, Debaryomycetaceae. The record is from the annotation of a GenBank genome assembly.